This is a messenger RNA of Gekko japonicus, 719 nucleotides long. Its product is annotated as SRSF protein kinase 3-like. Lineage: Eukaryota; Metazoa; Chordata; Lepidosauria; Squamata; Gekkonidae. The record is from RefSeq and is a predicted model, not a curated record. Gene Ontology annotation, molecular function: protein kinase activity; ATP binding. The annotation marks the transcript as partial. Gene Ontology annotation, biological process: spliceosomal complex assembly; regulation of mRNA processing; protein phosphorylation. The transcript is spliced from 4 exons.
UCGGGGAGGGGCAGGGCUCUGAGCUCAGCUGGUAUUAAUUCCUCUGUUACUAACAAGGGGGGCACGCUGGGCAGAUAAGGUGCCGGGCCGGCGGCAUCGUCUGCGUGGCUAGAGCCCCCGCCUUGCCGGUCCUGGCAGGCGUUCGCGGCAGAUCCGGCAGCCCUCGCCCCGGACCCGGGGUCUCUCCCCCAAGGGAUAUUGUCGCUUUGGAAGGGGCCAUUGGCCGUGGGGCCAACCGUGUGCCCUUUUCACUGACACGAACCAGGAAAACGGUGCGCAGCGGUCUCGCCCGUUUUGCCAACUGGUAUCCCGGGCUCUGGGACGCUCUCCCUCUCGUGUCGGCCGGCAUGGGGGAGACCGAACAGGAGGGACCAGAAGCCCAUCGGCCUCUUAGUCCCUCCUGUUCCGAUGACACCCCACGUACCCCCCCGGUUCCCCCCUUGCCCCUUCCUGCUGUGAUCGGAGAGGGGAUGUUGGGAUCAGACGAUGAGGAACAAGAGGACCCCCGGGAUUACUGUCGAGGUGGGUAUUACCCAGUAAAGAUCGGGGACCUGUUCAACGGGCGCUAUCAUGUGGUGCGGAAACUCGGCUGGGGGCACUUUUCGACCGUCUGGCUCUGCUGGGACAUACAACGGAAACGUUUUGUGGCUCUCAAGGUGGUGAAGAGCGCCGUGCACUAUACAGAGACGGCCGUGGACGAAAUCAAGCUUCUGAAAUGU